This is a messenger RNA of Centropristis striata (black sea bass), 6336 nucleotides long. It is a transcript of the gene pcsk5a, whose product is annotated as proprotein convertase subtilisin/kexin type 5a. The record is from RefSeq and is a predicted model, not a curated record. The transcript has 37 exons. Gene Ontology annotation, cellular component: trans-Golgi network; Golgi membrane. Bases 249 to 5927 code for a protein of 1892 amino acids. NCBI's taxonomy places the organism in Eukaryota, Metazoa, Chordata, Actinopteri, Perciformes, Serranidae. Gene Ontology annotation, molecular function: serine-type endopeptidase activity. Gene Ontology annotation, biological process: peptide hormone processing.
AAGCAGUAAUUUGAUAGUUGCUUGUUCCCGGUGACUGAGCAUCAAGUCUUGACAACUUCAGCCGGCAAAGAUUCUUCCGUUCCCUGCUGAACAUCUCAUGAAGCUUGUUUCUUCGCGACAGUAAAAGGGACUUCAAUUUCGGACAAAUGACAGACAUUUCCUGUAGGAAGACGGUGUGCAGGGACGCAUGAAGCACCUGGGCGCAGUCUAAUUAGAGGAAGCCUCUUUAUUUAUCUCUGCAGUCAGUCAUGGUGCGUUUUUUGUUGCUGUGUCUGGGAAGUCUGCUUCAGUUUGGUCAUGCAACGAUUUACACCAACGACUGGGCGUUAAGAAUAAGAGGGGGUCGUGAGUCUGUCAACAGGAUAGCAGAGAAGUAUGGCUUUACUAAUAUGGGUCAGAUCGGAGACCUGCAGAGUUAUUACAGUUUUCGCCACCACGAGACGGCCAAGAGGUCCAAUGUGUCCAACAACGAGGUGUCUGUUAGCAUUGCCAAGGAGACCGAGGUGGAAUGGCUGCAGCAGCAGGUGGUCCUGAGAAGAGCGAGGAGGAACUCCGGUGCAAGUCACGUCUACUCUAUUACCAUGAAGACCGAACACCUUCCCACUGCUCCUCCUCCGACCAACCACACCCAGACGCUGCACUAUAACGACCCAAUGUGGAGCCGCCUGUGGUACAUUCACUGCAGCGAUGAGUCCAAAGACUGCCAGUCUCGCAUGAACAUCGCAGGGGCCUGGAGGAGGGGGUAUACUGGGAAGGGUGUGGUGGUGUCUGUCCUAGAUGAUGGCAUUGAGAGAGAGCAUCCGGAUCUGAAGCCAAAUUAUGAUCCUCUCGCCAGUUAUGAUGUGAACGGACAAGACGAAGACCCUUCUCCUAAUAAGAAGAACUACCAUGGGACACAGUGUGCAGGGAUGGUUGCCGCAGCUGCAAAUAACUCUCAUUGCACGGUUGGAGUCUCUUUCCACGCACGGAUAGGCGGCAUCCGUAUGCUGGAUGGAGAUGUGACAGACAUUGUGGAGGCCCAAUCACUCAGCUUCAGACCCCAGUAUAUUGAUAUAUACUUAGCUAAUUGGGGGCCAGAAGACGACGGGGUCACUUUGGAGGGACCCGGACCCCUGACUCAUCUUGCUUUACAGAAUGGCAUCAAAACAGGCCGGCACGGGAGGGGCUCCAUUUAUGUCUGGGCGUCUGGGAACGGAGGGCGAAGAGGUGACCACUGCUCCUGUGACGGCUACAGCAGCAGUAUCUAUACUAUCUCUAUGAGCAGCAGCACCCAGCGUGGAAGCAAGCCAGAUUACCUGGAGCGCUGCUCCUCCACACUUGCGACAGCUUACACUGGUGGGGAGACAGAGGAAAUGGUAACGCUGGGUCCACAUCAGAGCUGCACCCGGGCUGAUUCAGACGCCUCUCUCUCCUCCUCCAUGGCUGCAGGAGUUAUCACUCUCACUUUGGACGCCAACCCUUUACUAACCUGGAGGGAUGUGCAGCACAUUAUUGUCCGGACAUCAAAAACUCAUCAUCUUCUUGCUCCUGACUGGAGCGUUAAUGGAGCCGGAUACAAAGUGAGCCACCUGUACGGCUUUGGCCUGCUGGAUGCUGAGAGCAUGGUGAAGGAGGCUGAACGCUGGAAACAAGUCCCCUCACAGCAUGAGUGUGUGGAGGAGGCUCCCAUCCAGCUGAGCAGAACUAUUCAUCCAGGCUCGGCGCUGGCGUCUGUGUAUGAGAGUUCAGGCUGCUCCAGCGAGCCCCUGCAGCACGUUGUUUAUGUGGAGCAUGUCGUUGUCCGUGUAACCAUCACUCACAGGCGACGCGGCGACCUUUCCAUUACGCUCAUGUCACCUUCGGGCACCGUGUCGCAGCUGCUAGCUAACAGGCCUCUCGACGACUCCACCGAGGGAUUUCAAAACUGGGAAUUCAUGACAACUCACAGCUGGGGGGAGCAGGCAGCAGGGGAAUGGACUUUGAAAAUCCAGGAUACUUCCUCUCAGAAGAGAGUCAACAGUGAACUAGGGACGCUAAAGGAGUGGUCCCUGGUGAUUUAUGGCACCGCAGAGCAGCCGUAUCCCAGGCAUCGCGAGCGAGCACGAUCCAUUGAGAUGCCGAUGGAUGACCUAACUGAAGAAUACAGCGGACCCUGCGACCCAGAAUGCAGUGACGAUGGUUGUGAGGGGCCCAGCCCGCAGCAGUGUGUCACGUGUUUACACUUUUUUCUCAAGUUCAAGAACAACACAAGAACGUGUGUAUCAGAGUGUCCCAGGGGAUUCUGGGGCGACCGGCGCCGUUGUAAGAGGUGCUUUUCCUCCUGCGAGAGCUGCAUUGGGAGUCGCAGUGACCAGUGUACCUCCUGUCAACCUGGUCAUCACCUGACUGAGGGGAGCAAUACCUGCACAGCCACCUGCGGGGAUAACUACUACCUCGACCACGAUGCAAAUAUGUGCAGAAAGUGCAGUGAAAAUUGCUUGAAGUGCACCUCCUACAGCAUCUGCACAGAAUGCAAACCAGACACAAGUCUGCAGGGGAAUCGGUGCCAGCGGAGCUGCGCCGCCAGAUUCUACCAUGACAAACAGGAAGGCAAAUGCAUGCAAUGUGACGAGGCCUGCGCUACCUGUGCAGGUUCAGGUGCUGCAGCAUGCAACCGUUGCGCCGAAGGCUACAUGACGGAGGAGUGGAGGUGUGUGUCCUCCUGCAGUGCUGGCUUCUACGCCACAGAGCCAAACCCAGAGAUAGCUGAUGGGCACAGGAUAUGUAGGAGGUGUGACGCCAGCUGUCUCACCUGUGUGGGUCCGAGCCGGGGGGGCUGCAGCAGCUGUUCCAGCGGUCACAGCCUGCAGGAGGGAGCGUGUGUUGUUAACACUGUGUGCACAGACGGAGAGUACCAGGACAGUAACGAGAAGUGCCACGCGUGUGAUGCAACGUGUUUGAAGUGCACAGGGCCGCAAACAGAAGACUGCAUCAGCUGUGUUUCUUCACGGGCUCUGGACGAGGGCCUCUGCGUGGUUGAGUGUGCAAAGGGCAAGUACCAGUCAGAAGGCCGCUGUCACCUGUGUGACCACACCUGUGCCACCUGUGUGGAUGCAGGACCUGCCAACUGUACCAGCUGCGACACUGAUAAGUUUGGACUGGAGCGUUACCUGUAUAAAGGCCUGUGUGUGGAUUCCUGUCCCGAGGCCUUCUUCCACACCAAGGAGAGGAGCUGCGAGCCCUGCUCAGACCACUGCCGGCUCUGCACGAGCCCCACACACUGCCUCAUUUGUAACUCCUCCUACUACGUCUCUGAUGGAGUGUGUGCGAAGCUGGAGUGUGGAGAAGGGGAGGUGGAGGAUCCAGAUUACGACGAGUGCAUGGCCUGUGAGGAGGGCUGCAGGAAGUGUGUCUUGUAUAACCCCAGGCAUUGCCUUUCCUGCACUGAGGGCUUUUACAAUUUUCAGGAUGGCUGCUAUAGAAACUGCCCGGCUAAGACGUACAGCAUGGACGAGGAGAUGACCUGCGUUCCAUGUGACGACAACUGUGUGAGCUGUGAUGAAGAUGAAUGUUACUGGUGUGAGACCGACCUCUUCUUAUCAGAGGGGAGUUGUGUUUCAGUGUGUUCCGAUGGUUUUUAUGCCGAUGAAGACACCAACGUCUGUGAGGAGUGUCACUUGGACUGCGUGACAUGUGACGGGCCGGCGGUCGAUGACUGUCUGUCGUGUGAGGACGGGAAGAUGCUGGAAAACGGAGAGUGUGUGUCCGACCAUGAGGUCUGUCCCAUUAAGACCUUUCGCGGCGAUGAUGGAGAGUGUGAGGAAUGCCACCCGACUUGUGAGACCUGCUCUGGAGAGGAAAAGAACCAGUGUACAAAAUGUGGAAUAGGGCGGUUUCUGACCACGCAGCAAACAUGUGUGUCAAAGUGUCCGGGGGGUUUCUUUGCCAGCCGGCUGAGCAGUGUGUGUGAGGCCUGCCCUUCAGGCUGUUUGCAGUGUGUGGACUCUAAGCACUGCAUCCGCUGUCAGAGCACUCGCAGAGCUCCGUUAUUCCUGCAGCGCGGACAGUGUGUCCAGCAGUGUGUCAGGGGUUAUCCUGCGGGCCAGGUGUGUCGUAGCUGUGCAGCAGGCUGUGCGUCCUGUGAGAAGAACGCCACCCACUGCCUCAGCUGUGAAGAACCUCUCCUUCUACACAAGCACCAGUGUGUGGAGGAGUGUCCUCCAGAGCACACGCUCCGGGACAGGGAGUGCCAACACUGUCCCUCAGCCUGCCAGGAGUGCAACCCGCUCGGCCAGUGCACAGGGUGCGAGGAGUAUCACUUUCUCCAUGAGGGGCUGUGUUUGGUUGACUGUCCUGAGAGGUUCUUUGAGGACAGAGACCAAGGGGAGUGUUUGCAUUGCCACCCUGACUGCGCUUUGUGUGACGGCCCCAACAACAAUGACUGUGAAGCCUGUACGGAUGCUGAGGCCACUCUGCACAAUGGGGCAUGUCUGACCGUCUGCUCCUCUAACACCUAUAGAGACGCCAUAACAGGAGAAUGUGACGACUGUGAUGCAUCUUGUCUAACCUGCUUCGGCCCCCAUGCCGGCUCCUGCACCAGCUGCAGAGAGGAUCAGAGGUUAGACAGCCACGGCCAUUGUGUGCCGUCAGUCAACAACUGCUCGCCUCACCAGUACGCAGGCGAGGACGGGGAAUGCCACCCGUGUCACAAAUACUGCCACCGCUGCUCAGGUCCCAGCAAGACUCACUGCCUCACCUGCAAUCAGAGACAUCUCCUGCUCAAUGGCACCUGUGUGAAUGAAUGCCCCACAGGCUACUACGAGGACGAGUCGGGGCAGAGAUGUGAACCUUGCCACCCUUCCUGCCAGUCCUGCGUUGGAAAGCACAGCCACGAGUGUCUCACCUGUAAAACCCACCUAUUUCGAGAGGGCAAAGAGUGUGUGGAGACCUGUCAGCACAGUCACUAUGGAAACACGGGCUCAAGGAUGUGCGAGAAGUGUGACCCGAGCUGUGGCGAGUGUAUCGGGGGCGGGGAGGACAGCUGCCUGAGCUGCGCUCUUGGUCUCGUCUACUUACGCAAAGAAGGCCGUUGCCUUCCCUCAUGCCCUCAGGGAUACUACCACGACGCCGUGCACAGGACCUGCGAGCUCUGCCUCAAGAGCUGCAGCACAUGCUCCGGAAGAGACACUUGUGACUCUUGCUUCCCUGGAUACCUGCUCUCAGACGGCAUGUGUGAGUCCAUGUGCGACAUCGGCCUGUACCCUUUGAUAAAGGGUUCAGCCCACGUCUGUGAAGACUGUGACAGCUCCUGUAUGGAGUGUCGAGGGCCCGGUCCAGCCAACUGCACCAUGUGUCCUACUCAUGCCAUCUUAGAAGCUGGAGGGCGCUGUCUGCUCUGCUGCCGCCACGAAGAGGAGGUGGAGGAGGCGGCGAUGGCCGCGAUGCAGCAACAGGACUGUUGUAACUGCACUGAGACUCGAGGAGAGUGCGUCCUCAGCACCAACUUGGCGUUCAGGAAUGAGGAGGAAGAGGAGGCCAGAGGUAACCUGGCAAUCUUCAUCGUCGCCUGCAUACUGUUGGUGCUGGGGCUGGUGGCUGUCGUCUUCCUCAUCCGACAUUCCCGGUCCAAGAGAGCGCCCCCAGACAUUACUCCUCGUGGCUACGAGAAACUGGGUUCCGGCGGGGGAUUCGGAGGUGGCAGCAGACACGGCGGCUACAGCUCUGCUUCCUCUGCGUCUUACAGCGGCCGCGCCAGCUCCUCCGGCGGUCGGUUCCAGGAGGCUCAGUUGGUGGACAUCGCUGAACGCCGCUCGGGGAGUAAAGACGAUGACGACGACGAUGAUGAAGAUGAGGACAUUGUUUACAUGGGCCAGGAUGGCACCGUGUACAGGAAGUUCCGGUACGGACAGCUGGGAGAGGACAACGACGACGAGCUGGAGUACGAUGACGAGAGCUACACGUUCCGGUGAAGUGUAAGAAUAUUUCUAAAGAAACAUUUCUCUGCCUCUCCUUUUUCUGUGCUGCUUAUCUCCCCGUGCCCUAAGGGACAGACCCAUUCAUCCUUCACUGAAUAUGAGUCGAACCAAGUGAGACAUUAGAAGCUAUUUAUAAUGAGCAGCAUUUUACAACUAUCCAUUCACAAAAUGUGCUGCAGAAAUAUUCCAUGUUGUUUAUCAUUCUUAAUGACUUUUUACAUAAAUGUACUUGCUUUUCUGGACUUUGUUUGGAGUAUGAUGACUUCCCAGCAUAUAUAACGUUAUUUAUCAUUAUUUACAAGUUUUGACAGUUUAAUUAAUCAUCUUUUUAAUUGUUGUGGUGUUGGAUUAACAUUUUCAAUUUGAUUAAUCAUGGUAUUUCUUAUUAAUUUCUAUAUUCCGC